Chelonoidis abingdonii (Abingdon island giant tortoise) is the source of this 1785-nucleotide messenger RNA. RefSeq names its product phosphatidylglycerophosphate synthase 1 (gene PGS1). The record is from RefSeq and is a predicted model, not a curated record. Gene Ontology annotation, molecular function: CDP-diacylglycerol-glycerol-3-phosphate 3-phosphatidyltransferase activity. Gene Ontology annotation, cellular component: mitochondrion. Gene Ontology annotation, biological process: cardiolipin biosynthetic process. NCBI's taxonomy places the organism in Eukaryota, Metazoa, Chordata, Testudines, Testudinidae.
AUGGCGGCGGCCGGCGGUCCCGUGUUGUGGCGGCGGCUCUUGGGCCUGCUUCCCCAGGGGAGGCUGGGCCUGGCCGCGCUGCUCGGGCGCCUCUCGGACCGGCUGUCCCUCGGCCGGGACCGGCGCUCCCGGAGAUCAUCAUGGCUGCUGCUGGCCCCAUUGCUCGCCCCCACGGUUCCUCAGGUCACAGCCCCAUCGUUCUGCGUGUGUCCUGAGGGAAUGCACAGGUUCCAGUGGAUCAGGAACCUGGUUCCAGAGUUUGGGGUUUCCAGCUCUCACAUCCGGGUGCUCUCCUCCCCGACUGAAUUCUAUGAGCUCAUGAAGGAACAGAUAAAGGCAGCCAAGCAGCGAGUGGUGGUGGCUUCGCUGUACCUCGGAACAGGACUUCUAGAACAGGAGCUAGUGGAUUGCAUAGAAGAAACACUGGAGAGGUCACUGCAGGCAAGUGGGCCCUCUGACUUCAGAGUUUCCAUUCUCCUAGAUUUCACAAGGGGAUCUCGAGGCAGGAAUAACUCUCGGACCAUGCUACUUCCACUGCUGAGAAGGUUUCCAGAGCAAGUUCGUGUAUCCCUCUUCCACACUCCAAAUCUGCGUGGGCUUCUCAAAUGCUUAAUCCCUGAGCGUUUCAACGAAACCAUUGGGCUGCAGCACAUCAAGGUUUACCUCUUUGAUGAUAAUGUGAUCCUGAGUGGUGCAAACUUGAGUGACUCGUACUUCACCAAUCGGCAGGACCGCUAUGUGUUCCUGCAGGACUCUCCUGAGAUCGCAGAUUUCUUCACUGAACUAGUGGAUGCAAUUGGAGAUGUGUCACUGCAGUUACAGUCAGAUGAUACAGUCCAGAUGAUGGAGGGGAUGGUGCAUCCUUACCAAGGAGACAAGACAGCAUAUUGUGAAGUGGCAAAUAGGAGAGUAAUGGAAGUGAUCAACGCUGCCAGGACGCGACAAGAACUCCACAUGCAGACUUUUCAUGGAAGGCGUUCAGAAGGAGAUCCAUUAUUGCCCCAGCAAGACCCUAGUGCAGGAGGGGACCAAAAACCAGAACCGGACACCUGGAUUUAUCCACUAAUUCAAAUGAAACCCUUUGGGAUUCAAAUAGAUGAGAGAGUCACAGAGACGUUGCUGACAGAGGCAGAGCGAGGUGCCAGAAUAUACCUCACCACUGGCUACUUCAACCUCACACAAGCCUACAUGGAUCUUGUUCUGGGCACCAGAGCACAGUAUCAGAUUCUACUGGCCUCACCGGAGGUGAAUGGGUUCUUUGGUGCCAAAGGGGUGGCAGGUGCCAUUCCUGCUGCCUAUGUUUACAUUGAGCAUCAGUUUUACAGCGAGGUGUGCUGCCUUGGCCAGCAAGACAGGGUCCAACUGCUGGAGUACUCCAGGAAUGGAUGGACUUUCCAUGCUAAAGGCCUCUGGCUGUACUUGGCAGGAAGCAGUCUGCCCUGCCUGACUCUGAUUGGCUCUCCUAAUUUUGGGUACAGGUCGGUUCAUCGGGACCUGGAAGCUCAGGUUGCAAUAGUGACAGAAAAUCGUGACCUGCAGCAGCAGCUCCAUCAGGAGCAGGAGCAGCUUUAUCUCAAAUCAGGCAUCGUGUCCUCUUCUACAUUUGAACAGCCAACCCGCUAUGUAAAGCUGUGGGUGAAGCUGGUAACACCUCUGAUUAAGAACUUCUUUUGAAAGGAGCAAGAAUCCUCCUCUGGAUUGAAGGUCCAGACGUAGGUGGGGCCUCGCAUGCGAGUCUUGUAGACCGGGCACUCGUAGACGUUCUUGGUGUCCAUACGGUCCACA